Molecule: messenger RNA, 1530 nt
Organism: Gossypium raimondii (Peruvian cotton)
Lineage: Eukaryota; Viridiplantae; Streptophyta; Magnoliopsida; Malvales; Malvaceae
Product: pentatricopeptide repeat-containing protein At5g09450, mitochondrial
Exons: 3
Coding region: 90-1271 (393 amino acids)
Cellular component (GO): mitochondrion
Molecular function (GO): protein binding
Source: RefSeq, a predicted model, not a curated record
UAAACACCCCUGCAGUAAUCCUGGAGAAUUCCCAAAAGGAACAAGUGGGGAAGGGAAGCUUAAGCUAAAAGAGCUCUAUAUCAAUUUCCAUGGCGUCGCGUUCCCUCUUUCUUAGUCUCAGACGGAGAAGCAGCCAACGGUGCAUGUCGAGGCUGUUGUCUUCGGGCUCCGUCAGCACCGAAUACACGGACGAUUAUAUAAAUAAUUCGGAAACCGAUGAUCUGAGAAGCCGCAUUUUCCGGUUGCGCCUUCCGAAACGGAGCGCCACCUCCGUUAUAGAGAAAUGGGUGGGUGAGGGCAACCGGAUUUCCAUCUCUGAUCUCCGCCAAAUUUCUAAAGACCUUAGAAAAUCUCAGCGUUUCAAGCAUGCUCUCGAGAUAUCAGAAUGGAUGGUUAGUCAUGAAGAAUACAAGUUAUCAGACACUGACUAUGCUAUUCGUAUUGACUUGAUGACAAAAGUUUUUGGUAUUGAUGCUGCUGAACGCUAUUUCGAAGAUUUACCUCUGACUGCAAAGACAAGUGAAACUUACACUGCUCUUCUCCACUCUUAUGCUGCCGCAAAAUUGACUGAAAAGGCCGAAGAACUUUAUGAGAGGAUAAAGGGGUCAAAGCUCUCGUUCUCUGCCCUUCUCUACAACGAGAUUAUGACUCUGUACAUGUCAGUUGGGCAGGUCGAGAAGGUUUCUUCUGUUGUAGAAGAACUGAAGAGACAGAAAGUUGAACCGGAUAUCUUUACUUACAAUCUUUGGAUAAGUUCAUGUGCUGCAGCUCUAAACAUUGAUCAAGUUCAAAGGAUUCUGAAUGAAAUGAGAUGCGACUCCGGUUGCAAUGAUGAUUGGCAGAGAUAUAUCAACCUUGUAAAUAUUUAUGUAACUGCCAGCCGUCUUACAAGUGCCGAUUCGAUCUCUCCUAUCGAAAUAGAGAAAGGCAUCACACAAAGAGAAUGGAUAACGUACGACUUUCUUGUCAUGCUGUAUGCAGGCUUGGGGGACAAAGAUAAAAUUGAUCAGAUAUGGAAAUCUCUAAGAAUGACGAAACAAAAAAUGACAAGCAGAAACUACAUAUGCAUUCUUUCAUCGUAUCUGAUUCUUGGGCAUAUGAAGGAAGUGGGAGAAGUUUUUAAUCAGUGGAAACAGUCGACAACCACAGAGUUCGAUAUAUCUGCCUGUAACAGCGUUUUGAGUGCAUUUGAAGAUGCCGGGUUGAUGGAGAAAGCCAACGACUUACAUAUGCUUCUGAUUAGUGGGAACUGCAGUCCCACAAACAAGUAGGAGCCUGUCGCAAUUAAAUGUGGGAACACCUCCAUGGAAACUGUACUUGAGAGAGAAAAGAAAUCGAUUACUCGGUGUCGGUGAUUGAAUUGCAGUUACAAGAAAUGGCUGACUGUUGGUACUGGUAAUCGGUAUUUUUACCCUUUUUCUGAAUGUUGGUAGGAUCUACUGAUUCCUGAAAUUUAAACUAUUUGCUUUUGUUUUCCAUGAUUGAUGGAUGAAUAGAAAUACGUAGGAGCCAGGCUUUCCUUUCGCACUA